Messenger RNA from Periophthalmus magnuspinnatus, 7437 nucleotides. It is a transcript of the gene kif1aa, whose product is annotated as kinesin family member 1Aa. Bases 242 to 5830 code for a protein of 1862 amino acids. The record is from RefSeq and is a predicted model, not a curated record. NCBI's taxonomy places the organism in Eukaryota, Metazoa, Chordata, Actinopteri, Gobiiformes, Gobiidae. The transcript is spliced from 51 exons. Gene Ontology annotation, biological process: microtubule-based movement. Gene Ontology annotation, molecular function: ATP binding; microtubule motor activity; microtubule binding.
GGACAGGAUACACCCGCUGUCAUCCCCGCAUCGAGCCGUUUUCACCUUGUUUUCAUGGCGAGAGGAGGCUGCUGCUAGCGGGGCACGACCUGGAGGAGAGCAGCCGAGGAGGUGGAAGUGUGUCGGGAUAGAGACGAGCGCGAAAACCCGGGAGCGGGGACAUUAGGUGGCACUGCAGAGGCCUUAGCCCCUUGUUUCGGGCUUCUGUCACAUCUCAUAGGUGCCCCUCUAACACAGCAACAUGGCAGGGGCGUCGGUGAAGGUGGCGGUCAGAGUCCGCCCCUUCAACUCCAGAGAGAUCAGCCGUGAGAGCAAGUGUAUCAUUCAGAUGUCUGGAAACACUACAACCAUCAUCAACCCCAAACAGGCCAAAGACAACAAGAGCUUCAACUUUGAUUACUCCUACUGGUCCCACACUACGCCAGAGGAUGUUAAUUAUGCCUCUCAGAUGCUCGUGUACAAAGACAUCGGGGAGGAGAUGCUGCUUCAUGCCUUUGAAGGAUACAAUGUCUGCAUCUUUGCGUAUGGACAGACUGGAGCUGGGAAGUCCUAUACCAUGAUGGGCAAACAGGACGUCAAAGAUCAGCAAGGAAUCAUCCCUCUGAUGUGUGAAGAUCUUUUCAGUAAAAUCAAUGAAAACACAGACAACAGCCUGUCUUACUCAGUUGAGGUAAGCUACAUGGAAAUCUAUUGUGAGCGUGUGCGGGACCUUUUAAACCCCAAAAACAAAGGGAAUCUUCGUGUCCGUGAGCACCCCCUGCUGGGACCUUAUGUGGAAGACCUGUCCAAACUCGCAGUCACCUCCUAUAAUGACAUCCAGGACCUGAUGGACUCAGGCAACAAGGCUCGGACUGUGGCGGCUACAAACAUGAAUGAAACCAGUAGUCGCUCACACGCCGUCUUCAAUAUAAUCUUCACACAGAGACGCCAUGAUGCUGACACCGAUAAUGUGUCUGAAAAGGUCAGCAAAAUCAGUUUGGUGGAUUUGGCCGGCAGUGAGAGAGCGGACUCAACUGGAGCAAAGGGGACAAGACUUAAGGAAGGAGCUAAUAUUAAUAAAUCUCUCACCACAUUGGGAAAAGUCAUCUCAGCAUUGGCAGAAGUGGACUCUGGGCCAAAUAAGAAUAAAAAGAAGAAGAAAGUUGAAAGUUUUAUACCUUACAGAGAUUCAGUCCUAACAUGGCUCCUCAGAGAAAACUUGGGUGGGAAUUCUCGAACAGCGAUGGUGGCAGCUCUGAGUCCUGCCGACAUAAACUACGAUGAAACUCUUAGCACUCUCAGGUAUGCAGACCGCGCCAAACAGAUCCGCUGUAAUGCCGUCAUCAACGAGGAUCCAAACAACCGCCUGGUCCGAGAGCUGAAGGAGGAAGUGUCCCGCCUCAAAGACCUGCUCUAUGCUCAGGGCUUGGGCGACAUCAUCGAGACAUUUCGAGGCACUGGUGCUGACCUGGAGGGUUUGAAAUUGACCAAUGCUAUGACUGGGAUGAGCCCCUCGCCCUCUCUCUCUGCCCUGUCCAGUCGAGCUGGGUCCAUUGCCAGCCUUCACGACCGCAUCAUGUUUAGCCCCGGUAGCGAAGAGGCCAUCGAGAGGCUAAAGGAAACAGAGAAAAUCAUUGCUGAACUCAAUGAGACCUGGGAGGAGAAACUUCGCAGAACUGAAGCCAUCAGAAUGGAGCGAGAGGCUUUGCUAGCAGAGAUGGGCGUUGCAAUGCGAGAGGAUGGUGGGACACUGGGAGUAUUUUCACCUAAAAAGACUCCACAUUUGGUGAAUCUGAAUGAAGACCCUCUGAUGUCUGAAUGCCUCCUGUACUACAUAAAAGAUGGAAUCACCAGAGUUGGGCGUGAAGAUGCCAGCAGCCGUCAGGACAUAGUGCUCAGUGGACACUUUAUCAAAGAGGAGCACUGCACCUUUACCAGUUCAUCAGACGCCAAUGGAGAAACUGUGAUAUUGGAGCCGUGUGAAGGAGCAGAGACCUAUGUGAAUGGGAAGAGAGUCACUGAGCCCACUGUCCUCAGAUCAGGAAACCGCAUCAUUCUUGGUAAGAGCCAUGUUUUCCGGUUUAACCACCCGGUGCAGGCGCGAGCGGAGCGGGAGAGAACGCCCUGCGCAGAAACCCCCUCGGAGCCUGUGGACUGGGCCUUUGCUCAGAGGGAGCUGCUAGACAAACAGGGCAUCGACAUGAAGCAAGAGAUGGAGCAGAGGUUGCAGGAGCUGGAGGAACAGUAUCGCAAAGAGAGGGAAGAGGCAAACAACCUACUGGAACAACAACGACUGGAUUAUGAGAGUAAACUGGAGGCUCUUCAAAAACAAGUGGACCGUUGCUACCCAGAUGCUGCUGAGGAGGAAGAGGAGCCAGAGGAGGAAGUUCAAUGGACUGAGAGGGAGAGAGAGUUGGCCCUGUGGAGUUUCCGAAAGUGGAGAUCUUACCAGUUCACCUCUCUGCGUGACCUCUUAUGGGGCAAUGCCAUUUUCCUGAAAGAGGCCAAUGCUAUAAGUGUGGAGCUCAAGAAGAAGGUACAGUUUCAGUUUGUGCUGCUGACUGACUCGCUGUACUCGCCCCUGCCCCCGGACUUCUUGCCCCCAGAGGCAAAUGAUGACAGAGAGAAGCACCAGUUCCCACGCACCAUUGUGGCUGUGGAGGUGCAAGACCAGAAGAACGGAGCCACACAUUACUGGACCCUAGAAAAACUCAGACAAAGGCUUGAUUUGAUGCGGGACAUGUACGAUCGUGCAGCUGAAGUGCCGAACAGCUCCACAGAGGACAGUGAAAACGUCAUGACCGGAGGCGACCCCUUUUACGACCGCUUCCCCUGGUUCAGGCUGGUUGGGAGAAACCCUCUAUUCAACACGUGCAUGAGUGAGCGCAUGAGCGACCCCACCCCGUCCCCCACCCCGUCCACAUCUGAGGUCACCGAGCUGGCCGACACACAGCGGGACGGGCGCGGGGCGGAGGGCGAGGACGAGCUGGAGGCUCUGGAUGAUCUCGAUCAGGAUAUAUUUUUGGAUGACUCGUGCUUGGAGCUGGAUGAUGAUGAUGAUGAUGAAGAGAGAGGGGUGUGCCGAGGCUCCUGCGAAGGCCUGGACCCCUUUUACGACCGCGCUCCUUUGUUCAGUGUAGUGGGCAGGGCAUUUGUGUAUCUAAGUAAUCUUUUGUACCCGGUUCCUUUGGUUCACCGCGUUGCCAUUGUCAAUGAGAGGGGAGAAGUCAAGGGCUUUCUGAGAGUGGCAGUGCAGGCCAUAUCAGCCGAUGAAGAGGCCCCAGACUAUGGCUCAGGAGUGAGGCAGUCCGGCACCGCCAAGAUCUCUUUUGAGGACCAGCAGUAUGAGAAGUUCCAGUCUGAGUCCUGCUCUGCGGGACUAUCCCGUAAAGGUGUGUCCCAGGAGGAGCUACGUAUCGUGGAGGGAGAGGGGCAGAGCACGGAGAUGGGACCUUCAGCUGAUGAAGUGAACAACAACACAUGUGCGGCUGAUGCAGAUGACGAUGGCCCUGCGAAGGCCGGACUGGAGGAGGCGAGCCUGGAGCAUCUCCAGCUUGGAAAUCUUUUCACGUUCAGAGUCACGGUGCUCCAGGCCUCUAGCAUCUCUGCAGAGUAUGCUGACAUCUUCUGCCAAUUCAAUUUCAUCCACCGCCAUGAUGAAGCCUUUUCAACUGAACCCCUAAAGAACACAGGUCGUGGCCCACCUCUAGGCUUUUACCAUGUUCAGAAUAUUGCUGUUGAAGUUACCAAAUCAUUUGUCGACUACAUCAAGACUCAGCCAAUCGUGUUUGAAGUUUUUGGACACUAUCAGAAGCAGCCUUUCCUCCCGCUCUGCAAAGAUGUUAUGAGCCCUCUCCGGCCCUGCAGGAGACAGUUCCCUCGGGUCAUGCCUCUUUCUAAACCCGCAGACUCCGAGACCUCCCCGGACCGUGAGAAAACCUUGGACUUGAUCCGUUACCUUGUUCCAGACGUGUUGAACGGGGCCUUAGUGGACUCUCUGUCAGGACACGCCCUUUCAGCGGCUGGCCUCGCUGCUUCUUUCAUCAUAGAAGCACAGGAACGGGCCCAGCUCCCUGCUCCACCCAUCUCUAUCUGUUCAGUUAUAAAAGCACAGAUGCCCGUCCCAGCCACAAAACUGUCUGCACUCACCCGACCGCAGCCUGGACCCUGUCACAGCAAAUACGACCUCAUGGUUUUCUUUGAGAUCUGUGAACUGGAGGCAAAUGGAGACUACAUCCCUGCAGUUGUGGAUCACAGAGGAGGGAUGCCCUGCCAUGGCACGUUCCUUCUUCACCAGGGCCUCCAGAGAAGAAUUGCUGUUACUAUAGUUCAUGAAUCUACAGGGGACAUUGAAUGGAGAGAUAUCAGAGAACUUGUAGUAGGACGUCUCCGCACAACACCAGAAUCAGAUGAGACAAUCAUAGACCCCAAUAUUUUGUCAUUGAACAUUUUGUCUGCGGGAUAUGUGCGACCAUUGCCAGAAGACAGACAGUUUCUUGAUUCGGACAUGCCUAGGACGUUUUAUCGCUUCGAGGCAGCGUGGGACAGCUCAAUGCAUAACUCAUUGUUACUGAACCGAGUAACUCCAAAUGGGGAGAAGAUCUACAUGACCCUAUCAGCCUAUUUAGAGAUGGAGAACUGCUCUCAGCCUGCAGUCAUUACCAAAGACAUCUGUAUGGUCUUCUACUCUCGGGAUACUAAGCUCUCAGCCUCACGCUCCAUUCGGAACCUGUUUGGGACGGGCAGUCUCAGAGCAGCAGAUGGGAACCGAAUAACAGGAGUCUAUGAAGCUAGUCUUUGUAACUUGGCAGAUAUAGGAAGCCCAGGUAUGCAGAGGAGGCGGAGGCGGGUGCUGGACACCUCGGUGGCGUAUGUCCGUGGAGAGGAGAACCUGGCUGGGUGGAGACCGCGUAGUGACAGCCUCAUCUUGGAGCAUCAGUGGGAGCUGGAGAAACUCAGCCUCCUGCAAGAUGUGGAGAAGACAAAGCAUUUUCUUCUGUUGCGGGAGAAGCUGGAGUCUAAUCUCAUGACAGGACCAGACCCAGUUCAGUCCUGUUUGACUGAGGACCUGAUGGAAACCCCUCAGACCUCAGAGGACCAUGAGGCUGCACCCUGCUCCGAAAUCAUCACCGAGAAGCAGAGGGAGCUCGCAGAGAGGUGUUUACGGCUUCUCAUGCACUCCUUCAACCGAGAGUACAGCCAUGUUUGUAUCAGCGCCAGUGAGAGCAGGAUCUCUGAGAUGUUAGUCACAACUCUCAAAGACUCCCCUUCAGUGCCCACAUUUAACACAAUUGCUCCCUCAACGACAUGUCCUUCACUGGUGGAGGGCUGCUCUGGACCCACUGAUCUCAGACCUCCCAUGCCUCGCAGUGGUGCAGUCAGUCCCAGUCCAGACUUACAUCCUGACCCAGAGGAAAGGAAGCCCCACAGCGCCCCCCCUGACACAAAACCACGCAGCAGAAGAUUUGUUCCUGACAUCCAGGAGAUCAGAGUCAGUCCCAUAGUAUCAAAGAAGGGUUACUUGAACUUCCUGGAGCCUCACACAAACGGGUGGAUAAAGCGUUUCGUGGUGGUGCGGAGGCCUUACGUCUACAUCUACAACUCGGACAGAGACGGGGUGGAGCGAGCCAUCCUCAACCUCUCCUCUGCUCAGGUGGAGUACAGCGAGGAUCAGCAAGCCAUGCUUAAGACUCCAAACACAUUUGCCGUGUGUACAGAACAUCGUGGGAUCUUACUUCAAGCCAACAGUGAAAAGGACAUGCACGACUGGCUCUAUGCGUUCAACCCUCUUCUCGCAGGAACUAUCAGGUCAAAACUGUCAAGAAGAAGAGUUGGGCAGAUGAGGAUGUGAAACUGGAAUAUCACAAAGACUUGAUGUACAUAAAUCUGUGUCUUCUUUUUGUGCUGAGCUGCGUCCUCUUCAUCACCAACCACCUUCUUCUUCUUCUUCUUCAUCAUCAUCAUCAUCAUCAAACAAACUACUUUACUACUAUGUUUUUACUUUGUCUGCCGUGUCCUCAGCAACACCUUUCUGUAUCCACCAUUUGCUGCGCUGUGAGUCUCGCCGUCACUGUUCCAUACUGGAGGAUAUUUACAAAUGGACAAAUGGAAAAAAGAAAAAAUAUGGAAGCAGUAGCAUCUCAAAAGUCAAAAUUACUCAUGUAUGUUAAUGUGCUGUAGUCGUAAUUGUCAGUGAGCCUUUUACAUUGACUCUUCUAAUGCAGAGAUAGUUAGCUUUCACUUACUGCUGCCAUGUUAUCAAGAAAAUAUGAAAAUUCUACAGCUAAAUAUUCACCGGUUUGCAUAACGCAUACAGCUUGACAAUAACUACGGGGAAAAAAAUAAUAUGGAGGCUAUCUCUGAGGCUAUUUCUGAAUAUUUUCUAUGGUCUGUGAAUCUAAUGUAAUUUGCUUCAUAUUAAGAAAACAAAGUAAACAGUAUUGGUAUAUCGCACUAGAUGUCCAUAAAGGUUGUCAAUCAUCUAACAUUACAAGUCGAAGGGUUAAAAGAACAGAAUGCCUUUGUUUAAGAGUAACUCAUCCCUCUACUCCUAAAUUAAAGACCUAUAAAUAUGCUUUAGAAGUCCUAUUAUACAGUUCAGUAACAAGCUAUGAAUUAUUAUUUAAAAUGCUAAAAUAAAAAUGUGUCCACUUAGCACUCGAGCAUAAAAAGCAUGUUCCAAAUGUAAUCAUACUAACGCUUAUGUCCCGGCUGUCAGUCAAAGUUUUUCCCCACCCCUGUCUGGCCCUGUCCUUACUAAAAUAUUGGCAGUGAGCUAGGGACGAGUUACUCUUAAAGCUUCUGAUACGGCAUUAUUCAAUCUUUUCUCUUCCAUGUUUUUGCAAAUCAGUUAUCAUUACCUCCCCUCUUUCACUUCACUCUUUCAUUUUCCUUUGUUCAAAAUGUGAUAUUUUUAGAUUUUUAAUAACAACUUUAGUAUUUAUUAUUUCUGCAUGUAUUUAUUUUCAAAGACAUAUAUAUUUCUAUUGUAGAACACAGUGCAAUUUCUGCACACUGCACUUUCUAAUAUGUUCUUGAGAAUGGUACCACCUCUUCCCUUCUACUCCUACAAUUUAGCAAAAAAAUAAAUAAAAUUACUUGAAAUACAAGUACUACUAAUGUUAAAAGAGAAGAAAAAAUGUUGAUGAAAUGAUGAAUACCCCAAAUAAUAUAAUUUAUCUUGAACUGACUUAAAACUAGUUUUAUGAGUGAUAUAAAUUAAAAAGUAGUGCCUAUCUUUUACUCAUAUUGUACAUGUUAAAAUCUACAACCUUUGCUUUAAAACAGCUCCCAUUUGCUGCUACAAUGAAAGUACUCUGCUAAUGAGACCAUGUAUUUCUAUUUUCAACAAAGUAAUCAGGUACACAGUUAUGAAUGUGUAAUCACCAUCUGUCAUUUUCCAUUGAUAUAGUUUAGCACAUUUUACAUCUACUAAAUGUGAAUGACCAAAUAGAUAAA